UCAAUUUGUACUCAUCAUUCUCUUGCCCACCAAUUCUGUUGUGAAGUCUGGCCAGAAGUUAUGAAGAUCUUCAACUGGGUUCAUAAGAGGUUUCAUCACAAGGUCCCUAAAGAUGGGGUUGCCGGAAAUGGGGACAAUACUGAACCGGAAGGUAAUACCGAUAAGGACACACAAGCAUUUCUGAGUCAAGUAUCCCUUGUAGAUGGGAUCGAUCAUGGAUGGAGAGAUGGCAUUUUAACAAUUGGCACCUUUGGUUUCGACCCCCUAAAAUCCUUCAACAACCAAAGUGACUACACGGUUUUGGAGAGCGAGGAGGAUGGUAAGGAAAGCCAAGAACUUACACAUGGUGGUGAUGAUUGUGACAAUGAUGAAGAUACUGAUAAUGUCUGUGAAGAACUGAACCCUUUGAUGUUUACAACAUUUGGACACAGUUUUGAGGAUAUGGGGUCGAACUCUGAUGCCAUUGUUGCGGAACCGGAUGUGAUUUCUCUCACUCCAUUUGAGGGGUUUAAUGAAAUCAUUGCUGAACCUGAUCAUGAUUCUGAGACUGAUCAUAUGAAGAGCAAAGGUGAGAGGAUAACACUCGCUGAUUUAUUCAUGGCCGAUGGUCAUGAUUUUCAGUCGCAGCUUGACUCUCGCAAGGUCCAACCAGAGUUGAAGAAAAUGAGCACUACUCGAACAAGGAAUGGUGGCCUGGGAUUUGCCAAGAAGCUCAUUCCUCGUGUCAAAGAGGAGUCAACUCCAAUCAAGAAUGUGCAACGACUGAUGAGGAGGAUGUUGAAGAGGAAGAUCCAUCCAGCAGACCUUGAUGUCAAGAAGCCUACUACUGCGGUCGAACUCAUCAGUACCAAUGUGGAAACUGAUGCUUCUGAAUCUGUUUCUUUGCUUCCAAUUCAAGGUGCUACUUCUGUGCGUUGAAUAAAGCCCUAGCCUUCUGCAGGUUUCCUGGGAAUUAUUGUACUUUUAUGUUUGCUAGCUAUUAAAUAACUAUUUCAAAGACAAUGUUAAAUAGGAUUUUCAAAGUAUAUGAAGUGUUGGACC
Fragaria vesca subsp. vesca is the source of this 1041-nucleotide messenger RNA. RefSeq lists its product as uncharacterized. NCBI's taxonomy places the organism in Eukaryota, Viridiplantae, Streptophyta, Magnoliopsida, Rosales, Rosaceae. The coding region runs from base 61 to 918 and encodes 285 amino acids. The transcript has 5 exons. Gene Ontology annotation, biological process: morphogenesis of a branching structure. The record is from RefSeq and is a predicted model, not a curated record.